Messenger RNA from Nannospalax galili (Upper Galilee mountains blind mole rat), 6987 nucleotides. It is a transcript of the gene Kif14, whose product is annotated as kinesin family member 14. Gene Ontology annotation, cellular component: adherens junction. NCBI's taxonomy places the organism in Eukaryota, Metazoa, Chordata, Mammalia, Rodentia, Spalacidae. The transcript is spliced from 30 exons. Gene Ontology annotation, molecular function: microtubule motor activity; microtubule binding; ATP binding. The record is from RefSeq and is a predicted model, not a curated record. Gene Ontology annotation, biological process: regulation of protein localization; microtubule-based movement. The coding region runs from base 311 to 5257 and encodes 1648 amino acids.
GGAGCGAAGCUGGGCGUAGUGAGUGUUGGGGGACCCGGUGGAGGGGCUACUGGAGAUCGGGCCCGCUGAGGGCCGAGGCUGGGGGCGCUGCGGCCCUUCCCUGCCGGCGGUGCUGCCGUUCGGAGCCGGGCGGCCGCCGAGGGUCCCGGCGAGGGGUGCGGGUCGCGCAGCUGUCCUCCCGGAAGCCGCCGGCAGGGCGGUGGGCGCUGAGUUGAGUGGAUAUUUUUGGAAUCCGAAAAACACAAAAUGGCUAGAAAUCAAACAAGCAUCCAAAAAAGCGCAUAGAUUCUUCACGUUCCUUUUUUUUUUAAUGAUCUUUUUACUUGUUGCCAAGAUGUCGGUACACACUGUGCAUAAUAGAUAUAACAGUGAUGUCCUUGAAGUUUCUUCUUCCCAGAAGAGUUUACAGAGUGUCCUCGAGCACAGCAGCCGACUUAAACUGCAUCUGAAGUCAAAUACGUUAGAGUGUGAAAAUGAUGACCCAUUAUUGAGAUCUGCAAGUAAAAUAAGAGACAUAAAUAGCACUUACGUUAUUUCUGCCUGUAAAAAAACAGGAGAUAUAUCUCUUACCCCUAACCCUGGUAGACUGACCCUUCAGAGAAGGACUACACGGAACAAAGACUCAUCUUUACUUGGUAGUGAGCUGGGAGACACAGCUGGAAAAACAGCAGAUACAAGUCUUACAUUACAACGCCGUCGUGCUAAAACAGAUUCUGUGGAAAAGUGGAAAACAACCCAAGGAGAUAUGCUUGAAACAACAAGUAAUGUGGGCGGUAACACAGAAAAUAAUUGUGCUUCUCAGGAAACCAGGACAAAUGUAAAGCUAAAUAAUAGAAACACUUCUGUUGCUGCUUCAGCAGUUUUAGACUCAAAUGAUGUUGGAAUGAUGGUUGAUGAGAAAUGCAAAGACACGUUUUCUGCCUUCAGUAGAGCCGAUGAACAUGGUGCAGUUAAGCACUCAAACAGUAGAGCACCUAUUGUCUCCCGGGGCCAGCCUGAAGUUGUUAGAUCAGGACAUUUCGUAGUCAAACCUACUGAGAGCAAGCUGGAUAUCAAAGUGUCAGGAGCAGGAAACUUACACCAUGGAAGUUUUGGGAAGGACGUGGCAAAAAAUUCAAAUAAAUUUGGAAACUUAGAAACAAGGACCCCUGUGAAGUGUGUAACAGAACACAAACUGACACUAAAGCAUGGCGUGCCUCAGCUUAAAAGCCCAGCCACAUCAACACUGAAAAAUAAGAUGCCUAGCCUUCAAGCCAAGCAAAGGUCAAAAAGUUCUCUUCUUGUGAAUAAAAGGGAAAAGCCACAAGGCGGUACACUCCCUCCAGAAGAAACUGCAGUUCAGGACACCUCCAUAGAAACAGACCCUUUAAAAAUAGAGAACAGUCAAGUAACAGUGGCUGUGCGUGUACGGCCUUUCAGCAAAAGAGAGAAGAUUGAGAAAGCAUCCCAAGUUGUCUUCAUGAGUGGGGAAGAAAUAACUGUGGAACAUCCUGAUAUGAAACAAGUUUACACUUUUAUUUAUGAUGUUUCAUUCUGGUCUUUUGAUGAUUGUCAUCCUCACUAUGCAAGCCAGACAACUGUGUAUGAGACACUAGCGGCACCACUGCUAGAAAGAGCAUUUGAAGGCUAUAACACCUGCCUCUUUGCUUAUGGUCAGACUGGCUCUGGAAAAUCAUACACGAUGAUGGGAUUUAAUGAAGAACCAGGAAUAAUUCCAAGAUUUUGUGAAGAUCUUUUUGCUCAAGUAGCCAAAAAACAAACCUCUGAGGUCAGCUACCAACUUGAAAUGAGCUUCUUUGAAGUCUAUAAUGAAAAAAUUCAUGACCUUCUGGUGUGUAAAGGUGAAAAUGGACAGAGAAAACAGCCACUGAGGGUACGGGAGCAUCCUGUUUCUGGACCGUAUGUUGAAGCACUGUCAAUGAAUGUUGUCAGUUCUUACUCUGAUAUUCAGAGUUGGCUGGAAUUGGGAAAUAAACAGAGAGCAACUUCUGCCACGGGCAUGAAUGAUAAAAGCUCCCGCUCGCAUUCUGUUUUGACACUAGUGAUGACCCAGACCAAGACAGAAUUUGUAGAAGGGGAAGAACAUGAUCACAGAAUAACUAGCCGCAUAAAUCUAAUCGAUCUGGCUGGCAGUGAACGCUGUUCUACAGCCGGCACGAGUGGACAUCGGCUGAAGGAAGGUGUGAGCAUCAACAAGUCCUUGCUGACUUUGGGGAAGGUUAUAUCUGCACUCUCUGAACAAACAAACCGAAAGAAGGUUUUUGUUCCAUAUCGUGAAUCUGUUCUUACAUGGCUAUUAAAAGAAAGCCUGGGUGGAAAUUCCAAAACGGCAAUGAUUGCUACCAUCAGCCCUGCUGCCAGCAACAUAGAGGAGACGUUAAGCACACUUCGAUAUGCCAGCCAAGCCCGCUUGAUAGUCAAUGUGGCUAAAGUGAAUGAAGAUAUGAAUGCUAAGUUAAUUAGAGAAUUGAAAGCAGAAAUUGAAAAGUUAAAAGCUGCUCAGAGAAACAAUUGUAAUAUUGACCCUGAACGGUAUAAGCUCUGUCGACAAGAAAUCACAUCUUUAAGAAUGAAGUUGCAUCAGCAGGAGAGAGACAUGGCAGAAAUACAAAGAAUAUGGAAAGAAAAGUUUGAACAAGCUGAAAGAAGAAAACGUCAAGAAACAAAGGAACUACAGAAAGCAGGAAUUACAUUUCAAAUGGACAACCAUUUGCCAAACCUUGUUAAUCUCAACGAAGAUCCACAGCUGUCAGAGAUGCUGUUGUACAUGAUAAAAGAAGGAACAACUACAGUUGGAAAGUACAACCCAAGCUCAAGCCAUGAUAUUCAGUUGUCUGGAGUGUUGAUUGCAGAUGAUCACUGUACUAUCAAAAAUUUUGGAGGGACAGUGAGUAUUAUCCCAGAUGGAGAAGCAAAGACAUAUGUAAAUGGAAAACAUAUUUUGGAGCCCACAAUGUUGCAUCAUGGUGAUCGGGUGAUUCUUGGUGGAGAUCAUUAUUUUAGAUUUAAUCAUCCAGUUGAAGUCCAGAAAGGAAGAAAACCAUCCAGUAGAAAUACUCUUACAAGUGAAGGUCCAAAAGACUUUGAAUUUGCCAAAAAUGAGUUACUUAUGGCACAGAGAUCACAACUUGAAGCAGAAAUAAAAGAGGCCCAGUUGAAAGCAAAGGAAGAAAUGAUGCAGGGAAUCCAAAUUGCAAAAGAAAUGGCUCAGCGGGAACUUUCUUCCCAAAAAACUGCAUAUGAAAGCAGAAUACAAGCGCUGGAAGCAGAGCUGAGAGAAGAGUCUCAAAGGAAGAAAAUGCAGGAAAUAAAUAACCAAAAAGCUAAUCACAAAAUUGAAGAAUUAGAAAAGGCAAAGCAGCAUCUUGAACAGGAAGUAUAUGUCAACAAAAAACGGCUGGAAAUGGAGACUCUGGCUGCAAAGCAGGCUUUAGAAGACCAUAGCAUCCGUCAUGCAAGAAUCCUAGAAGCUUUAGAACUUGAAAAGCAAAAAAUUGCUAAAGAAGUACAAAUUCUUCAGCAGAAUCGGGGAAAUAAGGAUAAAACUUUUACAAUUCAGCCAAAUUGGAGCUCCAUGAAACUCUCCAUGAUGAUCCAGGAAGCCAAUGCCAUCAGUGACAAAUUUAAAAAAUACUACGUUUUUGGCAGACAUGAUACAACAGACAAAGGUAGUUCUGACAUUUCUAUUCGGGUUCGCAACUUGAAACUUGGGAUUUCAACUUUCUGGAGUCUAGAAAAGUUUGAAUCUAAACUUGCAGCAAUGAAAGAACUUUAUGAGAGUAAUGGUGGUAACAGGGGUGAGGAUGUCUUUUGUGAUCCUGAAGAUGAAUGGGAACCAGACAUUACAAAUGCACCAGUUUCUUCACUUUCUAGAAGGAGGAGUAGAAGUUUAAUGAAGAACAGGAGAGUUUCUGGUUGUUUACAUGACAUACAGGUCCACCCAGUUCAGAACCUGCAUUCUUCACAGUCCUCGUCCUCAGGCUUAGUGGAGAAAUCAAGCACCAUUUACUCAAAUUCUGCAGAAUCAUUUCUUCCUGGAAUUUGCAAAGAAUUGAUUGGUUCAUCAAUAGAUUUUCUUGGACAGAGUUAUGAUGAAGAAAAGACUAUAGCAGAUAGCCUGAUAAGUAAUCUUCUUAAAAUUUACAACGGGCUGUUUGCCAUUUCGAAAGCUCAUGAAGAACAAGAUGAAGAAAGUCAAGAUAACCUGUUCUCUUCUGACCGAGCAGCACAGGUACUUACCAUCCAGACUGCUUGUGCUUUUGAGCAGCUUGUGGUUUUGCUUAAACACUGGCUGGAUGAUGUUCCUUCUGGUACCAACACAGCAAGGCUUGAAGAUGAAUCAAGACAAGAGGUUAAAAAACUGGGAGGCUACUUACAGUUAUUUUUGCAGGGAUGCUGUUCAGAUAUUUCAUCAAUGAUAAAGGAAGCUCAAAAGAAAGUCAUCCAAAUUAUACAACAAGCAGCCCAGUAUGUGGGACAGUUAGCAGUUCUGAAAGGAAGCAAACUCUGUUUUCUGGAAAACAGCAACAAGAUGGCCAGUGCCCAGCAGGAGUUCAUGGCUGCUCUUUGUGAAGGUGUGACCACAGGCAUGAAGAUUCUGUUAGAUUCUGGAUCAGAAAAAGCAAAAGAACUUCAGCAAGAACUCUUAAGGCAGUGUGCACAAAAUGAGGUUUCCAAGCAGAUGAAAGCUAAUGCUAUGGGAUUGGUCAGAGCUCUUGAAAACAUCUUUACUGAAUGGAAAAUACAAAGCUUCAGAACUCAAGUACAAGAAGAGUCUAGACACCAGGAUUCCAGGAAGAUGUUAAUUCUUGCCUCAGAAUUCUUGAAGUUGAAAUAUUGCUUAGAGAAAACCAUUCAGAUCAUUACUUCUACACUGAGAGGGUGCCCCAGUGAUGAACAUCUUCUCAAAAGUUAUACUGAAACUAUCUGCAACUUGGCUAGCAAGGUCCACAGUGACUUCAGUGAGCCCUCUGCUUCUGCUGGCAGCUGUGAGAGUAUACUCCCUCCUGUUAGUCUUGGGGAACUAGAAUCUCUAGCUAAGUCACUUCUGUUAUGCUUUGAAUGUAGAGAGAGACCUAGUUUGUUGAAUUGCUGGGAAACUUGUAAUCAAAAUAUUGUGGUAGAGGAGGAACAGUCUCAGUUGAGCAAGACUGACUGCAGUAAAGGUGUGCCAAAACGUGUCUUUGGAUUGCAUGGAGGCAUGUCCCCAACAAUGUGUUCACAGGGACGCACCCCUGAUAGGAUUCAAUGGGUGUGAAUACCAUUGCACAGGUACUUGGUGACCAUCCAUCACUAAAAAGAACACUUGACAGUUUUCUUUAUGCAAGAGAACUUAAAAUCAGUGUAAAUAUUUAGAGUCCAUGUGUAUUGAUGGUCUCACAUUGGGUGUGGACAGUAUAAGCAGUGUGGAAUCCUAGUUUCAAAAUGCCCCAGGGUACUCUCGGAAGCUUCUGAGCAGCCAAUUUUUAAACAAGGAAUUUACCAUGUUGGAACAUUGUAGCAUUAGAAUGAAAUUAAGAAAGCAGCCAAGCCAGGAGCUGUGUCUCUACUUUCUUGUUGCCUUGAGUUUUAAAUGCUUUCCUUUAAUACUGACUCACUGUCUCGACUUGGUUCAUUCCUCUCUUUGUAGAUGGUUGUUUUCUCAUGAAUGAAAAUCUAAACAGUUAUUUUGUGCCUGUGCCUUCUCUUUUCUGAGUAUAGUAUGCAGGAUGAGGUUUAUAGUAAAACUGCCAACAGUUUGACUAAGGCAGCUCACCUUGUGUUGCUAAAUCUUAAACUCUGCCAAAGGGUUAACCAGUUUGCCAUUUUGAAUAAUAUACAUGUUCAAGGUAUCAUUUAUUUAUUUCCAAACUAGAAGUAACUACUUGAAGAUAAUAUAAUUACAUAUUAACAUGACCAGCUAGCAUAAUACUUUACUAUGUAACCUGUGUUCCAUAAUGGGGACUAUAUUAAUAAAAUUUAAAACUAGUGAAAUGUGGCCAGAACUAUACUUGGAGAUCAGAGGCUGGUCCUUUUCUUAACAGUGGCUUGUUUUACUAAAACAUAAUGAGUUUGUAUAUUGUCUGAUGGGGAUUAAAAAUCCUUAUUAUAUCUCACCCUUCAUCUACAAUCAGGUAAUAAAGAUAAUGUUCCAUUUGUAGGAUCUUAUUUAAGAAAAUAGUUUAAUUUUAAUUUUUGACCUCAAGAAUAUGUGUAAUUUGAAGAUUCUUAACUUUGCCUGGGUAACUUGAGCCAAUUCCUGGAGAAUAAUUCCUUUGAAUAACCCAGUCCUUUCAUUGACCCUGGGUACAUUUGGGUAGCUAGGUCAGGUUGGCUGGGAGUACCUUGAAUCAGCCUGAUGAUUUCCCUAUAGGGAGAGAUUGUAGAUAAAUAUUCCGAUGGUCAUCCUAGCAGUGGUGAUCCAUGUGGUGUGUUUGCCUUGAAAUGGUGCAGUAUAGGAAAUUUGUUUCCAUUUCCUGUUUUAUUUUUGGCAUUUGAAUUUGUUUUCUUUCUGAAGUUCAAUAUUUAUUUUAUCAGUCAAUGCUCUGGGAAGUAGCACUUUUAUUAUCAAGUUGAUGAACUGUAAAUGUACAUAUGAGAACUUUUCCUGAAAGGUUGUACUUCCUUGAACUUCCUAAAGCUCCAGAGUGGUAGUUUUCACCUUGUUGUUCCGUAUUUAAUCUUCCUUUGUUUCUUCUCUCCCGCUCCCUUUUUUUGUUUUCUUUGAGACACAGUCCUGUUACAUAGCCCAGUGUGGCCCAGAACUUGCCAUCUUCCUGCCUCUGCCUCUGAGCGCUGGCGUCACAGGUGUGCAUCACCACACCUAGCUAGUUUGUUUUCUAGACUCAUGACUGUAACAUCAAACUUUUUUAGUGUCCUUUUAAACUUAUUUAUAUUUAUGCUAAAUAAUUUGUUAUACUGUAUUUGAAUAAGUGAUGUAAAAUAUAUUUGCUUUUAGAAUCAUGUGCACUGGAAAGUGUUAUAGAGUGUCUUUAAUAAAUCCUGUGA